AAAAUAAUUCGUUUCGUACUAAGAAGUGAAAGCGGAAAAUAACGGCGAUUUCCAGCAGGAGCGAUGGAGCGUGAUCGGUCAAAACUCAAAACCCUUGCCUAUUAAUCAACAACUGCAGCAAAAUACGUGCUGUGUUUAACGGAUUGGAAUCGACAACUUGUGCAGAUACAUUAUUAGCAGAGUAUUUCCUGAUGGCUGGUCAACGAAAUAGCUAUGGGAAACGCUCCCAUUCACAGUCUGAUUAUGCUGACAAUGGGAGAAAUAAAAGGAGAAAUACUGGCUCUGAUAAGGACCUUUUCUCAAUCGGUCCUGACGACACAGUUUAUCGGUACUUAUGCGCUGGAAAGAAGAUUGGAAGUAUUAUCGGCAGGGGAGGUGAGAUUGUUAAGCAAUUAAGGGUGGACACUAAAUCUAAAAUCAGGAUUGGUGAGACUGUGCCUGACUGUGAGGAACGUGUUGUCACUAUCUACAGCGCAAGUGAGGAAACAAACAACUUUGAUGGCUCUGAAAAUUGUAUUUGUCCUGCCCAGGAUGCACUUUUUAAAGUCCAUGAGAAAAUUGUUAGCGAGACAAUUGAUGAGGAUUCUGAGAAUGCCCCCCAGGUUACCAUUAGGCUUCUAGUACCUUCAGAUCAGAUUGGAUGUGUUAUUGGGAAAGGGGGUCAGAUAGUACAGAACAUUCGUAGUGAAAGUGGUGCUCAGAUUCGUAUAUUGAAAGAUAACCAUUUGCCUGCAUGUGCAUUGAGCUCGGAUGAACUUUUGCAGAUAUCUGGUGAAGCCACUGUAGUGAAGAAGGCUCUUUAUGAAAUAGCAACGCGUCUUCAUAAGAAUCCAUCUCGUUCUCAGAACUUGCUUGCUUCUGCUGCACCAAAUAUCUACUCUUCGAGUUCACUUGUAGGUCAUACUGCUGGUGCUCCAAUUGUAGGCAUGGCCUCAUUAAUGGGGUCUUAUAGGGGAUACAAAGGAGAGAGUGGGGACUUAUCAAGGUCUUUUUACUCUGCUCCAAGGAAUGAGUCAUCUUCAAAGGAAUUUUCUAUCUGUUUGCUGUGUCCUACAGCAAAUAUUGGUGGUGUUAUUGGUAAAGGUGGUGUCAUAAUCAAUCAAAUUAGACAGGAAUCUGGUGCAGCAAUCAAAGUAGAUAGUUUUGCUGCUGAAGGUGAUGAUUGCGUGAUUUCAAUUUCUGUGAAAGAGUUUUUUGAGGACACAUAUUCUCCUACUGUUGAAGCAGCAUUGCGCUUGCAACCAAGGUGCAGUGAGAAAGUUGAUAAAGAUUCUGGUCUUACACCAUUAACCACGAGAUUGCUGGUCCCAACAUCUCGAAUAGGCUGUCUUAUUGGAAAAGGAGGCACCAUAAUCAAUGAGAUGAGGAAAAUUACGAAAGCUAAUAUCCGUAUACUCUCCAAAGAAGGCCUCCCAAAGGUUGCUGCUGAAGAUGAUGAGAUGGUGCAGAUCUCAGGAGAACUUGAUGUUGUAAAGGAUGCACUCAUACAAGUAACUUCACGUUUGAGGGCAAACCUUUUUGAAAGAGAGGGUGCUGCAUCUGCCUUUGUGCCAGUUCUUCCCUACCUCCCCAUGACUACAGGUUCAGAUACCUUGAAACAUGAAAGUAGGGACUCUAGAAGACAUGGACAUUCUUACUCAGCUGGGUAUGGUGGUACGACUGAUCUUCCACGUGCUGAUGGUUAUGGAAGUUACAGUGGUAUCCAGCAGAGUAGCAGCAUAGGAUAUGGAGCUUAUGAAGGAUAUUCCCUUGGGCGUUCUGGUGGUUCUAGGUCAUCGGGGCAAGACCCUGCUUCCCGGAGAAAAAGUUAUGGUUACUAGAGUGUGUAACUGGACUGCAGCUGAGAUAUAUGAAGCCUGAAGCCAGCCUAUUGCCUCCCUUGCGCCUAAACCAGAAGACCAGAUAAAUGAGGAUUUGGAAACUUUGGCCUACCUUGAUGCUUUUCCUUAGGAGGACCAUAACUGAAGAUUUUACCUAGUAUUGAAAUUUGCCAGGUCCUGACAUCAUUCACUUACAAGCUCAAAUCUUGUGGUCCCAAGAACCUGUGUAGCCAGCACAGCACGCCUUUAUCCUUCUUCCCUUUGUGUGGUUGUAUUACAAAUGAAUAAACACAUAAAUAUCAGCCUGUCUUGGUAUACCUUUUUUCAGUUCAAUUUUAAUUUGGAUGAAUUAUUGUGGGAUUUGCUUAUUUAAUCAAGUUAGAUGUUAGACCUGUUGUCCUCGA
This is a messenger RNA of Solanum tuberosum (potato), 2224 nucleotides long. RefSeq names its product KH domain-containing protein At4g18375-like. Gene Ontology annotation, molecular function: RNA binding. The transcript is spliced from 8 exons. Bases 192 to 1820 code for a protein of 542 amino acids. NCBI's taxonomy places the organism in Eukaryota, Viridiplantae, Streptophyta, Magnoliopsida, Solanales, Solanaceae. The record is from RefSeq and is a predicted model, not a curated record.